CCGAGGUCGUUGCAGCAGUUGGUGACUGCCUCGAAGUCUAUAUGGACGGCGGAGUUAGAUCUGGCGCUGAUGUGGCCAAGGCACUUAGUCUUGGAGCACGCGCGGUUUUCGUCGGACGCCCAGUGCUUUGGGGACUAGCCUACAACGGCAAAAGAGGGGUCGACAAGGUACUCAGUUUAUUGCAAGACGAGUUCGUGCGCACAAUACAACUACUAGGUUGUCCUAACUCUAAUGACCUCAGCACAGACUACGUUGUCCGGGAGGACCACUACCACCGUUCUUAGAAGAAUAUCGUAGCAACGCAGAUAUCUUCAAGAGUGA
This is a messenger RNA of Dermacentor andersoni, 321 nucleotides long. NCBI's taxonomy places the organism in Eukaryota, Metazoa, Arthropoda, Arachnida, Ixodida, Ixodidae. The record is from RefSeq and is a predicted model, not a curated record.